Messenger RNA from Laetiporus sulphureus 93-53, 315 nucleotides. RefSeq lists its product as uncharacterized. The coding region runs from base 1 to 315 and encodes 104 amino acids. The transcript is spliced from 4 exons. NCBI's taxonomy places the organism in Eukaryota, Fungi, Basidiomycota, Agaricomycetes, Polyporales, Laetiporaceae. The record is from RefSeq and is a predicted model, not a curated record. Gene Ontology annotation, biological process: respiratory electron transport chain. Gene Ontology annotation, cellular component: mitochondrion.
AUGAUGGCGAGCAAGCCGACCCGUCUGCGGGCUCUAUCUCUGUACAAGGAGCUGCAUAGACUGGGAAGAGAUUACCCUGAUCCUGCGUAUAACUUCCACGGGAAGCUUCGUGGGCUGUUCGACAAGAACAGGGCUCUGGAAGAUCCCAAGGAGAUUGAGAAGGCGAUCAAGCUUGGGGAGUACAUUCGUAAUGAGACCCUUGCUCUGUACAAAUUGCGGAAAUAUCGAUACCUCAAGCGGAUGUAUCCAGAGCAUUCCUUCUCUGACUCGUUCUCGGAGACUUUGGUGCCUCAGCCAUCGCAUUCAUCGCAUUGA